Messenger RNA from Tetrahymena thermophila SB210, 423 nucleotides. RefSeq lists its product as hypothetical. The record is from RefSeq and is a predicted model, not a curated record. The transcript has 2 exons. NCBI's taxonomy places the organism in Eukaryota, Ciliophora, Oligohymenophorea, Hymenostomatida, Tetrahymenidae.
AUGAAUAGAAAUUUAAAGAGAGAAUAAUAGAAAUUUUCAAAAUCAUCUUUAAAAUUCCCAACAGAAAGCAUGGUCUUUGUAUUCUUAGUAUAUAUAAAUAACCAUACUUUAAUUUGGCAAGAUCAGUAUCCAUAUUUUCAAGAAAGGCAUAAAUAACUAAGUAAUAUAUCUAUUUGUAGUAAUCUUCUACUUAGCAUUCAUAUGAAAAGUUUGCUAAAAUAUACUCUUAAUUACCAAAAUUUAUGCAAGAAGAAAGAGAUAUCAUUUAAGUAAGUAAGUAAGUAAGUAAAUCUGGUUGGCAGUAUAUAAUCAAAAAUAUCAUUGAAGUGUAAAGUUUGCGGAAAGGAAAUUUUUAUAAUUUUCUUAAUUUUUUUCUGCAGCUAGAUUAAUCAAGGAAAGCAAGAAAUGAGCAAUAGGAAUUGA